Messenger RNA from Magnusiomyces paraingens, 1656 nucleotides. RefSeq lists its product as uncharacterized. Gene Ontology annotation, molecular function: GTPase activator activity. Gene Ontology annotation, cellular component: cytoplasm. The record is from RefSeq and is a predicted model, not a curated record. Gene Ontology annotation, biological process: small GTPase-mediated signal transduction. The transcript is spliced from 2 exons. NCBI's taxonomy places the organism in Eukaryota, Fungi, Ascomycota, Dipodascomycetes, Dipodascales, Dipodascaceae. The coding region runs from base 1 to 1656 and encodes 551 amino acids.
AUGUCUUCAAAAGCCCAUCCUGAUUUAGACCUUCUUUCCCGGAAAAUCGUUUACAAAUCCCGAACAUUUGAUCCCUCAACGAGGCUUCCUCUAAUAAUUUUAAAUUCGGCCGCUUUUCCAAAAGAUCCAGAUAACUAUAUUUCAAGUUUGAUGGAAAAAAUUAUUUUGCAACUUCCUGAAACACCUUAUGGUCUUGUUUUUUUUGCAUGUGGUGCUCCAGAUAAACCUUCUUGGACAUGGAUAUCUAGAGUUUACGGGAUGCUAGACCGCCAAAUUAAAAAAAGAAUUGGCAAAGUAUACGUAGUGCAUGAAAGUUGGUGGCUGAAGGCAGUUACAGAAAUGUUUCGAGGAAUCGUUUCUAAGAAAUUUAAAAAUAAAAUACAGCAUGUUCCAAAUCUCACUGAAUUGGCCAAACUUAUAGACAUUACACAAAUUGACAUACCGCCUGAAAUUUACAAGUACAAUCUAAAAAAUGAAUCUACUAUCACAGUCCCUAAACAUCAUUCACCAAUAUUUGGAAUACCUUUAAAAAUGGAAGGAACCAAAGUUCUAUACCCGAAAAUGUGGAAAGAAUGUAUAGAAUAUCUUGAAAAUACUGCCCAUACCACUAGAAAUAUAUUUCAGGUGGAGGAAAAUGAGACUCUUUUGUUGAUUUUAAGAGACUGUUACGAUCGAGGACAGCUUUUUAGGUUGGAAGAUUAUGGUCCUCAUUUGGCUGCUUCAGUUAUAAAACUCUAUUUAAAAGAACUUCCAAACCCCCUUCUACCCAUCAAAUAUAUACCACUUCCAAUCAGGGAUACGGUAGAAUACAGCGUGCAAGUGUUUCAAUCCUUACCUGACAUAACUCAAAAGUUUUACAAAGACCUUUUACCAGUUUUGAUAACAGUAAUUGACAAUAGUGAAGUCACAUGCCAAUCACUCAAAACGCUAUCUUCAAAUAUUGCUCCAAGCUUUAUCGGCAGAUAUGCAUCCAACAAAGAACAUCUUUCCAUCGCUAUUAGGUUCACUAGAAACCUUAUAGAAUAUUGGUUUGAAAUAACAAGGCUAAUUGAUUUUGAUUCAGACAAUUAUUAUUCUUCUGAUGAUGAGCCAAUUGAACAUCAUCGUGAAAAUUAUAUUGCUUUAUUGAAACCAUCGAGUAGGAAAUCAAGUGGGACGCCCUCUGAAGAAAGUAUCAAACCUGGGCUAAGAAGAGUUAGCUCGAGUAUUAGCUACGCUUCCACAGCCAGCACAAAUUCAUCUCUCUAUCGUCAACAAAAAGAUAUCAUCAUUAGACCCCCAGAAAAAGAACUUGUCAUGCCACUUAAAUCACACAGCACACUAAGUUAUGUCUCCAAAAGUGAAGAAUCUCUCCCAGUAAAUAGUGAUUUAUCUUUUUCUUUUACCUUACCAUGCCCUCCUCCUCCGCCACCACCUCCACCACCACCUCCACUUCGAAAAGCCGCCUCGAUAGCUUUUCGAGGUGAUGAUGAUGCUCCUAAAACCCUUUCCAUGAGAAAAUCUAUGUCUAGUCUGAGAGAUCAUGCCACAUCUACCGUGACUACUAAUAGAUCGACGAAAAGAGGGAAAAUGGUUGCUGAACUUGCAAAACUUUACGAAGUAAAAGAAGAAAAUAGCAUACUGAGAGAAAUAAGUAACAACAAAGUAAAUAGUUAA